This is a messenger RNA of Menidia menidia (Atlantic silverside), 5503 nucleotides long. The record is from the annotation of a GenBank genome assembly. Lineage: Eukaryota; Metazoa; Chordata; Actinopteri; Atheriniformes; Atherinopsidae.
GUCACUGUGCACGAGGGCAGAGCCCAAUCACACUGGUUGGCCUUUCUUUAACACUAAAUUUGAAGUUAAAAAGAUAAAUAUAGAUUUCCUCAGCUACUGGACGACGUCUCGCCUCAUAACUUAACGCUGAGCUAACAUGGCAACAAUCCUGUUGGCUCACAGCGUUGUUAAAUCUCUCAGACAUGGACGCAUGCUUGGCAGAAAGUUUGGGAACACGUCGGAAUGGCUGCACCAAACCGCAAAACUUUUUACUGCGAAGGCUCAGACAGCCCACCUGGUCUUGGAGGAUGGCACCAGGAUGAAAGGCUUUUCCUUCGGCCACAAAGCCUCUGUUGCUGGGGAACUGGUCUUUAACACUGGCCUGGUGGGGUACCCAGAGGCCCUAACUGACCCCAGCUAUAGAGGUCAAAUCCUCACCCUGACAUACCCGAUUGUUGGGAACUACGGGGUACCCAACACCCAGGAGCAGGAUGAGCUGGGCCUGAGAAAACAUGUGGAGUCAGAGAGAAUCCAGGUUUCUGGUCUUCUGGUACAGGACUACAGUCAUGAGUACAGCCACUGGAACUCUGUCAAGUCAUUGGGUCAAUGGCUGCACGAAGAGAAGGUCCCAGCACUAUUUGGAAUAGAUACCAGAAUGUUGACCAAGAUCAUCAGAGAUAAGGGCACAGUUUUGGGGAAGAUCGAAUUUGAUGGCCAGCCUGUGGAGAUAUCUGACCCCAACAAGGAAAACCUUGUAGCGGAAGUUUCGACAAAGGAAAUCAAAGUUUUUGGAAAAGGCAACCCUAUCAAAGUGGUAGCUGUUGACUGUGGUAUCAAGCACAAUAUAAUUCGGCUGCUGGUCAAGAGAGGUGCAGAGGUCCACCUGGUGCCAUGGGACCAGGACCUCAUGAGUUUAGACUAUGAUGGCCUUUUCAUCUCAAACGGACCAGGAGAUCCAUCUUUGGCCAAGACACUUGUCCACAACGUGCGCAAGGUGUUGGAGAGUGAUCGUCCACAGCCAGUGUUUGGGAUUUGUAUGGGCAACCAGAUUACUGCCCUAGCUGCAGGAGCAAAGUCAUACAAGCUACCUAUGGGUAACAGAGGUCAGAAUCAGCCGGUGCUGAAUGUGAUGACAGGCCAGGCCUUCAUUACAGCCCAAAACCAUGGCUAUGGAAUAGACAGCAAAUCCCUUCCGCAAGGCUGGAGCCCACUUUUCAUCAAUGCAAAUGAUGGCACGAAUGAGGGCAUCAUGCACAACAGUAAGCCUGUCUUCACGGCCCAGUUCCAUCCGGAGGCUAAAGGGGGUCCCACUGACACAGAGUUUCUCUUUGAUGCUUUCCUAUCACUGAUCAAGGGAGGAAAGGAUACCAACAUUGUCUCAGUAAUGCCCACGAAACCCAGCAUCCCUCCCAGAGCACAGGUGUCAAAGGUCCUGUUACUGGGGUCUGGUGGUCUUUCUAUUGGUCAAGCUGGAGAAUUUGACUACUCUGGAUCUCAGGCCAUCAAGGCCAUGAAGGAGGAAAACCUUAAGACGGUACUUAUGAACCCAAACAUAGCCUCUGUUCAGACCAACGAAGUGGGGUCUAAGCAAGCCGAUGCAGUCUACUUCCUGCCUGUCACACCAGAAUUUGUGUCAGAAGUCAUUAAAGCUGAGCGUCCAGAUGGUAUCCUGCUUUCUAUGGGUGGACAGACUGCCCUCAACUGUGGGGUAGAAUUGUUCCAGAGUGGCGUCUUGGAGCAGUAUGGGGUUAAAGUUCUUGGAACCCCAGUAGAGUCCAUCAUUGCCACAGAGGACAGGCAGCUUUUUGCCAACAAACUGAUGGAAAUCAAUGAGAAGAUUGCACCCAGUAUUGCUGUGCAGUCGGUGUCUGAUGCUUUGAAAGCUGCAGAACAGAUUGGCUACCCUGUGAUGCUGCGAUCGGCUUAUGCUCUGGGUGGUCUGGGCUCCGGUCUGUGUGCUAACAGAGAAAAGCUAGAGGACACGGCUCAUAAGGCGCUGGCCAUGAGCAGUCAGAUUCUGGUGGAGAAGUCUUUGAUGGGCUGGAAGGAGGUAGAAUAUGAGGUUGUGAGAGACGUGGCUGAUAACUGCGUAACUGUGUGCAACAUGGAGAACUUUGAUGCACUUGGCAUUCACACAGGUGACUCCAUAGUGGUGGCACCAAGCCAGACUCUCUCCAAUGAGGAGUAUCACAUGCUCCGUGAGACUGCUAUCAAAGUGGUGCGCCACCUAGGAAUUGUGGGCGAAUGCAACAUUCAGUAUGCCUUGCACCCAUCAUCCCUUGAGUACUGCAUCAUCGAGGUGAACGCCAGGCUCUCAAGAAGCUCAGCUCUGGCGUCCAAAGCUACUGGGUACCCGCUGGCAUUUGUAGCAGCUAAGUUAGCUCUGGGAAUCCCCCUGCCAGACAUCAAGAACGCUGUGUCAGAGAAGACCACAGCCUGCUUUGAGCCCAGUUUAGACUACAUCGUCACCAAGAUUCCCCGCUGGGAUCUUGACCGCUUUCAAGGCAUGUCCCGGGAAAUAGGCAGCGCCAUGAAGAGUGUUGGUGAGGUGAUGGCAGUAGGCCGAACCUUUGAGGAGAGCAUGCAGAAGGCCUUGAGGAUGUGUCAUCCCUCUGUGGACGGCUUUGUUCCACGGUUGCCGCUCAAGAAAGCCUGGGCCGACACACAGGACCUACAACAGGAGCUCGCUGUGCCCUCAAGCACCCGCAUUUUCUCCCUUGCCAAGGCUCUCCAUAAGGGUAUGAGCGUUGACCAGAUCCAUCAGCUGACGGCUAUAGACAAGUGGUUCCUCCACAAACUCCGCAGGAUAACACAACUGGAGCACCACCUUGGAAACUACAAUGGUGGAACAGUACCCAAGGAUCUGCUGCUAAACCUCAAGCAGGAUGGCUUCUCUGACCAGCAGGUUGGUCAGAUUAUUGGCUGCAAUGAGAAAACAGCCAGAGAGAUGAGGCUUAAUUUUGGCAUCAGACCCUGGGUUAAACAGAUUGAUACCUUGGCAGCAGAGUACCCUGCAAUGACCAACUACCUGUACUGUACUUAUCAUGGUCAGGAGCAUGAUGUAGAUUUCAAAGACCAAGGAAUUAUGGUUCUUGGUUGUGGACCUUACCACAUUGGUAGCAGCGUUGAGUUUGACUGGUGUGCUGUGUCCAGCAUCAGAGCCUUAAGACAAAUGGGAAAGAAGACAGUGGUAGUCAACCACAACCCUGAGACAGUCAGCACCGACUUUGAUGAGUGUGACCGCCUUUACUUUGAGGAGUUAACCUUGGAGCGCAUCCUUGAUAUAACACAACAGGAGGGUUGCUCAGGUAGCAUUGUGUCUGUGGGAGGCCAGAUUCCCAACAACUUGGCCAUCCCGUUGCAUGUCAAUGGGGUUAAGAUUCUGGGAACGAGUCCCCUGCAGAUUGACCGUGCUGAAGAACGCUCUGUCUUCUCCAGCAUCCUGGAUGAUCUGGAUGUGGUUCAAGCCCCAUGGAGAGCGCUUAGCUCCUUGGAAGAUGCCUUUGCAUUUGCUAACCAGGUGGGAUAUCCCUGUCUACUGCGACCCUCAUAUGUUCUCAGCGGUUCGGCAAUGAACGUUGUGUAUGGAGACGAGGAGAUGAAGCGCUUCUUGGAGGAGGCUGCACAGGUGUCCCAGGAGCAUCCAGUGGUCAUCACCAAGUUCAUACGUGGAGCCAGGGAGGUAGAGGUGGACGCGGUGGCUAAGAAUGGCAAGGUUCUUGUUCAUGCCAUAACAGAGCACGUGGAAGAUGCAGGCGUACACUCGGGGGAUGCCACCUUAAUACUUCCAACACAAACCAUAAGCCAAGGAGCUCUAGAAAAGGUGAAAAUUGCCACCCGGAAAAUUGCACAAGCAUUUGAAAUUUCGGGACCUUUUAACACUCAAUUUCUGGUUAAAGGCAAUGAUGUCAUGGUGAUAGAGUGCAAUCUGCGGGCAUCACGCUCAUUCCCUUUCGUAUCAAAGACAAUUGGUGUGGACUUCAUCAAUGUGGCGACCAAAGUGAUGGUGGGAGAGCCUUUGGAUGAGUCCAGCCUGCCUUCGCUGGAGAAACCAAUCAUUCCUGUUGACUAUGUAGGAAUUAAGGCGCCUAUGUUCUCCUGGCCACGACUGAGAGAUGCAGAUCCGGUGCUUCGCUGUGAGAUGGCUUCCACUGGAGAAGUAGCUUGCUUUGGACCAAACAUUUAUUCGGCCUUCCUGAAGGCUAUGCUCUCCACAGGCUUUAAGCUGCCACAGAAGGGCAUCUUGAUCGGGAUUCAGCAAUCUUUCAGACCCAAUUUCCUGGCCACUGCACACCAACUGAAAGAGGAAGGCUUCAAGCUCUAUGCUACUGAAGCAACAUCUGCCUGGCUGUGUGCCAAUGAUGUUCCUGCCAUUCCUGUGGCCUGGCCCACUGAUAAAGAUCAAGACACCACCUUGCCCAGUAUUAAAAGAUUGAUUAAUGAGGGCCUUAUCGACCUGGUUGUCAACUUGCCCAAUAACAACACCCGGCACCUUAAAGACAACUUCCUGAUCCGCAGAAUGGCUGUUGAUCAUGGUGUUCCCCUCAUCACGAAUUACCAGGUGGUUAAGUUGUUUGCUGAAGCUAUUCGUCAUGCUGGUGAGCUUGACACCACCAGCCUUUUCCACUAUAGACAGAAAGAACACCAACAGAAAGGAGCCAGUCAGCAGGGCUAAAGAGUCAUUGCCCAUCUGUCCAGCCCCUUUGAUUCCAGUUAUGAAACAAGUAAGAGGUACGAUCUCAGAGGACUUCAAAAUACAAUAAUUACAACAUCAUGAAUGAAAAAUGUGGUAGCAGUCUAUUAAGGCCUUUAAAGUCUGUUACAUAUAUUACAUUCUGCUCAGUGUAUUAACUUUUGACGUUUUACUGUACACUUGUCAAGCUCAGUUGUUAAAAAUAAGUUCAUAUAAACUUUUUAAUCAGGAAAUUUUAAGAUGAGGUAAACAAAAGUUGUUUUUUUUCAUGUCUUUGUAUUCAAGUAUUCACAUCUUUGACUUAAAUGGUGCUUCAAAUUACGACAUCAUAAACGUAUGAUUUGCAUUAUAUUUAAAAGCCCUGUGGAUGUAUCUAUGUGAAAAAAUGUAUUUAGUUUUUCUAGGGAGGUUGUAUGUAUGAGCCACAGCUGUCUUACCGGCAAAGGAAAAGUUGACUGGCAAAUCAAAUUGAUAUUUUUGUUAAAUAGUUUUUUGUUUACAUAUGUUCAAUGUGAAUUGGUGUGCAGUGGAUGUGCAUUAAAUCAGGAUACCUCCCUUCUUAUUCCAGAGUGUAGAUUGUUUGCAGUGUCACUGAUUGCAUCGUAGUUGUGGACGGUAAGAAGACCUUCCACACUAAAUCUGUGAGAAUAACCAGGGAACAGGGGCAUGCUCCAAACCUGAACUGUGGUUUAAAAGAUUAGAACCUAAAGUUCAAAUAUAUAGUAUGUAUAUUAUCAAAAAAGAAUUUGGAGGAGAUCAAUAACAACAACAAUAAUAAUUUAAUAUCUGCAAUGAUUCUGAUACAGAUUCAACACAAUUUAUUGUCUCCAC